AUGUCAGUAUGUAAAUUAUCAUAUUCCUUAUCGUACAACACUUCAUCAUCAUCAUCAUCAUCAUCAUCAUCAUCAUCAUCAUCAUCAUCAUCAUCAUCAUCAUCAUCAUCAUCAUCAUCAUCAUCAUCAUCAUCAUCAUCAUCAUCAUCAUCAUCAUCAUCAUCAUCAUCAUCAUCAUCAUCAUCAUCAUCAUCAUCAUCAUCAUCAUCAUCAUCAUCAUCAUCAUCAUCAUCAUCAUCAUCAUCAUCAUCAUCAUCAUCAUCAUCAUCAUCAUCAUCAUCAUCAUCAUCAUCAUCAUCAUCAUCAUCAUCAUCAUCAUCAUCAUCAUCAUCAUCAUCAUCAUCAUCAUCAUCAUCAUCAUCAUCAUCAUCAUCAUCAUCAUCAUCAUCAUCAUCAUCAUCAUCAUCAUCAUCAUCAUCAUCAUCAUCAUCAUCAUCAUCAUCAUCAUCAUCAUCAUCAUCAUCAUCAUCAUCAUCAUCAUCAUCAUCAUCAUCAUCAUCAUCAUCAUCAUCAUCAUCAUCAUCAUCAUCAUCAUCAUCAUCAUCAUCAUCAUCAUCAUCAUCAUCAUCAUCAUCAUCAUCAUCAUCAUCAUCAUCAUCAUCAUCAUCAUCAUCAUCAUCAUCAUCAUCAUCAUCAUCAUCAUCAUCAUCAUCAUCAUCAUCAUCAUCAUCAUCAUCAUCAUCAUCAUCAUCAUCAUCAUCAUCAUCAUCAUCAUCAUCAUCAUCAUCAUCAUCAUCAUCAUCAUCAUCAUCAUCAUCAUCAUCAUCAUCAUCAUCAUCAUCAUCAUCAUCAUCAUCAUCAUCAUCAUCAUCAUCAUCAUCAUCAUCAUCAUCAUCAUCAUCAUCAUCAUCAUCAUCAUCAUCAUCAUCAUCAUCAUCAUCAUCAUCAUCAUCAUCAUCAUCAUCAUCAUCAUCAUCAUCAUCAUCAUCAUCAUCAUCAUCAUCAUCAUCAUCAUCAUCAUCAUCAUCAUCAUCAUCAUCAUCAUCAUCAUCAUCAUCAUCAUCAUCAUCAUCAUCAUCAUCAUCAUCAUCAUCAUCAUCAUCAUCAUCAUCAUCAUCAUCAUCAUCAUCAUCAUCAUCAUCAUCAUCAUCAUCAUCAUCAUCAUCAUCAUCAUCAUCAUCAUCAUCAUCAUCAUCAUCAUCAUCAUCAUCAUCAUCAUCAUCAUCAUCAUCAUCAUCAUCAUCAUCAUCAUCAUCAUCAUCAUCAUCAUCAUCAUCAUCAUCAUCAUCAUCAUCAUCAUCAUCAUCAUCAUCAUCAUCAUCAUCAUCAUCAUCAUCAUCAUCAUCAUCAUCAUCAUCAUCAUCAUCAUCAUCAUCAUCAUCAUCAUCAUCAUCAUCAUCAUCAUCAUCAUCAUCAUCAUCAUCAUCAUCAUCAUCAUCAUCAUCAUCAUCAUCAUCAUCAUCAUCAUCAUCAUCAUCAUCAUCAUCAUCAUCAUCAUCAUCAUCAUCAUCAUCAUCAUCAUCAUCAUCAUCAUCAUCAUCAUCAUCAUCAUCAUCAUCAUCAUCAUCAUCAUCAUCAUCAUCAUCAUCAUCAUCAUCAUCAUCAUCAUCAUCAUCAUCAUCAUCAUCAUCAUCAUCAUCAUCAUCAUCAUCAUCAUCAUCAUCAUCAUCAUCAUCAUCAUCAUCAUCAUCAUCAUCAUCAUCAUCAUCAUCAUCAUCAUCAUCAUCAUCAUCAUCAUCAUCAUCAUCAUCAUCAUCAUCAUCAUCAUCAUCAUCAUCAUCAUCAUCAUCAUCAUCAUCAUCAUCAUCAUCAUCAUCAUCAUCAUCAUCAUCAUCAUCAUCAUCAUCAUCAUCAUCAUCAUCAUCAUCAUCAUCAUCAUCAUCAUCAUCAUCAUCAUCAUCAUCAUCAUCAUCAUCAUCAUCAUCAUCAUCAUCAUCAUCAUCAUCAUCAUCAUCAUCAUCAUCAUCAUCAUCAUCAUCAUCAUCAUCAUCAUCAUCAUCAUCAUCAUCAUCAUCAUCAUCAUCAUCAUCAUCAUCAUCAUCAUCAUCAUCAUCAUCAUCAUCAUCAUCAUCAUCAUCAUCAUCAUCAUCAUCAUCAUCAUCAUCAUCAUCAUCAUCAUCAUCAUCAUCAUCAUCAUCAUCAUCAUCAUCAUCAUCAUCAUCAUCAUCAUCAUCAUCAUCAUCAUCAUCAUCAUCAUCAUCAUCAUCAUCAUCAUCAUCAUCAUCAUCAUCAUCAUCAUCAUCAUCAUCAUCAUCAUCAUCAUCAUCAUCAUCAUCAUCAUCAUCAUCAUCAUCAUCAUCAUCAUCAUCAUCAUCAUCAUCAUCAUCAUCAUCAUCAUCAUCAUCAUCAUCAUCAUCAUCAUCAUCAUCAUCAUCAUCAUCAUCAUCAUCAUCAUCAUCAUCAUCAUCAUCAUCAUCAUCAUCAUCAUCAUCAUCAUCAUCAUCAUCAUCAUCAUCAUCAUCAUCAUCAUCAUCAUCAUCAUCAUCAUCAUCAUCAUCAUCAUCAUCAUCAUCAUCAUCAUCAUCAUCAUCAUCAUCAUCAUCAUCAUCAUCAUCAUCAUCAUCAUCAUCAUCAUCAUCAUCAUCAUCAUCAUCAUCAUCAUCAUCAUCAUCAUCAUCAUCAUCAUCAUCAUCAUCAUCAUCAUCAUCAUCAUCAUCAUCAUCAUCAUCAUCAUCAUCAUCAUCAUCAUCAUCAUCAUCAUCAUCAUCAUCAUCAUCAUCAUCAUCAUCAUCAUCAUCAUCAUCAUCAUCAUCAUCAUCAUCAUCAUCAUCAUCAUCAUCAUCAUCAUCAUCAUCAUCAUCAUCAUCAUCAUCAUCAUCAUCAUCAUCAUCAUCAUCAUCAUCAUCAUCAUCAUCAUCAUCAUCAUCAUCAUCAUCAUCAUCAUCAUCAUCAUCAUCAUCAUCAUCAUCAUCAUCAUCAUCAUCAUCAUCAUCAUCAUCAUCAUCAUCAUCAUCAUCAUCAUCAUCAUCAUCAUCAUCAUCAUCAUCAUCAUCAUCAUCAUCAUCAUCAUCAUCAUCAUCAUCAUCAUCAUCAUCAUCAUCAUCAUCAUCAUCAUCAUCAUCAUCAUCAUCAUCAUCAUCAUCAUCAUCAUCAUCAUCAUCAUCAUCAUCAUCAUCAUCAUCAUCAUCAUCAUCAUCAUCAUCAUCAUCAUCAUCAUCAUCAUCAUCAUCAUCAUCAUCAUCAUCAUCAUCAUCAUCAUCAUCAUCAUCAUCAUCAUCAUCAUCAUCAUCAUCAUCAUCAUCAUCAUCAUCAUCAUCAUCAUCAUCAUCAUCAUCAUCAUCAUCAUCAUCAUCAUCAUCAUCAUCAUCAUCAUCAUCAUCAUCAUCAUCAUCAUCAUCAUCAUCAUCAUCAUCAUCAUCAUCAUCAUCAUCAUCAUCAUCAUCAUCAUCAUCAUCAUCAUCAUCAUCAUCAUCAUCAUCAUCAUCAUCAUCAUCAUCAUCAUCAUCAUCAUCAUCAUCAUCAUCAUCAUCAUCAUCAUCAUCAUCAUCAUCAUCAUCAUCAUCAUCAUCAUCAUCAUCAUCAUCAUCAUCAUCAUCAUCAUCAUCAUCAUCAUCAUCAUCAUCAUCAUCAUCAUCAUCAUCAUCAUCAUCAUCAUCAUCAUCAUCAUCAUCAUCAUCAUCAUCAUCAUCAUCAUCAUCAUCAUCAUCAUCAUCAUCAUCAUCAUCAUCAUCAUCAUCAUCAUCAUCAUCAUCAUCAUCAUCAUCAUCAUCAUCAUCAUCAUCAUCAUCAUCAUCAUCAUCAUCAUCAUCAUCAUCAUCAUCAUCAUCAUCAUCAUCAUCAUCAUCAUCAUCAUCAUCAUCAUCAUCAUCAUCAUCAUCAUCAUCAUCAUCAUCAUCAUCAUCAUCAUCAUCAUCAUCAUCAUCAUCAUCAUCAUCAUCAUCAUCAUCAUCAUCAUCAUCAUCAUCAUCAUCAUCAUCAUCAUCAUCAUCAUCAUCAUCAUCAUCAUCAUCAUCAUCAUCAUCAUCAUCAUCAUCAUCAUCAUCAUCAUCAUCAUCAUCAUCAUCAUCAUCAUCAUCAUCAUCAUCAUCAUCAUCAUCAUCAUCAUCAUCAUCAUCAUCAUCAUCAUCAUCAUCAUCAUCAUCAUCAUCAUCAUCAUCAUCAUCAUCAUCAUCAUCAUCAUCAUCAUCAUCAUCAUCAUCAUCAUCAUCAUCAUCAUCAUCAUCAUCAUCAUCAUCAUCAUCAUCAUCAUCAUCAUCAUCAUCAUCAUCAUCAUCAUCAUCAUCAUCAUCAUCAUCAUCAUCAUCAUCAUCAUCAUCAUCAUCAUCAUCAUCAUCAUCAUCAUCAUCAUCAUCAUCAUCAUCAUCAUCAUCAUCAUCAUCAUCAUCAUCAUCAUCAUCAUCAUCAUCAUCAUCAUCAUCAUCAUCAUCAUCAUCAUCAUCAUCAUCAUCAUCAUCAUCAUCAUCAUCAUCAUCAUCAUCAUCAUCAUCAUCAUCAUCAUCAUCAUCAUCAUCAUCAUCAUCAUCAUCAUCAUCAUCAUCAUCAUCAUCAUCAUCAUCAUCAUCAUCAUCCUACACUAAUUUAACAUCAAAACCAUUUUCAUGUUCAAUAUGUCAUCGAGGCUUUUGUCAAUCACGUUCAUUAGAAAAUCAUAAACGUUCAAACCAUCCAAUUAAAAAAGAUGAAACCGGUACAAAAUUCAAUGAUAAUCAUUCGACUAGAUUGAUUUAUACAACAGCUAAUAUUAUUCCUAUAAAUGACAUGAAUACUACUACUACUACUACUACUACUAAUAAUAAUAAUAAUAAUAAUAAUAGUAGUAGUAGUAGUAGUACUAGUACUAAUAUGAAUAUCUUUACUACAAAUUGUGACGUGAUCAACAUAAUAAGAAAUAAUAAGACGGUAUAAAUACAAUUUAAAUAAUGUAUUCAACAAUUGUUUUCAUGGUUAAUAUUUUGGUUUGUUUUGUUUUAAUGAAUGAACAAAAUGAAAAGAAAAAUAUUUUAUUCACUUUCUAAUGAGUGAUUCAUGUGUUAUUUAAUUCAUUUUCAUUUUGAUUUAUUUUUCAUUUCGUUUAAAGAAAUAAAUAUAUUUUAUAA
Molecule: messenger RNA, 4976 nt
Organism: Schistosoma bovis
Lineage: Eukaryota; Metazoa; Platyhelminthes; Trematoda; Strigeidida; Schistosomatidae
Source: the annotation of a GenBank genome assembly